CGAUUUCCUGCACAUCGCUGAUUGGCUGGUUAAAAUCCAAAAGCCCGAGGCUCCGCCUAUCAGACGUGACGUAACACGGAAGUGACGACGUUGACGUCGCCUGACUGGAGACACCGCGGCUUCCACUGGAUUAUAGGUCUGCCUUCCUUUUGAGAGCGACGUGUGGUCAUGACGGACUGUUAAUCUUCUUAAGACGGCAAUGGAAGCUCCAGUCACGGCUGUGCCGCCUCCUCCUCCUCCCAAUUCCUCCGCCGUGCCAUCCCCUCUUCCCCUGCGCCCGGCUCUGGCACCCUCAGUCCAGCUGGGCUUCACCGUCUUGUACACGGCGCUGUACGGCGUCCUCUUCCUGGUGGUGUACGCCCAGCUCUGGCUUCUUUACCUCUACCGACACAAACGAUGGAGCUACCAGAGCAUCUUUCUCUUCCUCUGCCUGCUGUGGGCCGCGCUGCGCACCGCCUUGUUUUCGUUUUACUUCCGCAAUGCGCUGGAGGCCAACCACCUCCCAGUGGUCGUCUACUGGCUUCUCUACUGCUUCCCCGUCUGCUUGCAGUUCUUCACUCUCAGUCUCAUCAACCUGUAUUUCACUCAGGUGUUACUCAAAGCCAUAGAGACGUACAGUGCAGAAGUGGACAAGCGACUCCGCGUGGCCCGCUGUGCGUAUGUGUCGCUGAACGCCGUCUUCCUCUGCGUCAACGUGGCUUGCGCUGCUCUUGGGGACCGGGGCAAUGGCGUGGCGGAAGGCCAGAGGACCUGGAAUUUGGUCCUUAUCCGGGUUCUUGUCAACGACCUACUCUUCAUUCUGGAGGCGGUGUUGCUGGCCGUGGUGCUGUUGCUGUUGACGCGGCACUCCCGCUCCACUGGCCCGUACUUGAGCAGCAAGGGGACCACAAUGUGUCGCACGGCGGCGCUCGGCGCGGCGGUCAUCCUGUUGUUUGCUAGCAGAGCUUGCUACAACCUCAGCGUGCUCGUGCUGUCCCAGAACCACCAUGUUGAGUCCUUUGACUUUGACUGGUACAACGUCUCCGAUCAGGCCGACCUGCGCAACGAACUCGGCGACAGGGGCUACUUGGCGUUUGGCGCCAUCCUCUUCAUCUGGGAGCUGCUGCCAACCAGUUUGCUCAUUCUUAUCUUCAGAGUUCGCAGACCGACCCAAGAGGUCAGCAGCCUAGCAAUCAACAACAGAGUCCUACCUCGACCCUAUUUCUUUGAUGACCCUCAAGGCGAUGAGGACAUUCCAGUUCCUUGGACUCGCAGCUACCACCCACACGCCAGCUGGUACGGAUCGGAGACCACCCCGCUGCUGUUUGCAAGCAACCCUUCAGGCCACAACCACCAGCACCACUCCUUCUAUUCCACCCCCCAGAACUGAGCGCCGCCAUCACAGACUAGCAGCGUAGCACCCAGUACAACCUCUGUGUGUGUCUUUGCACUGAAAAGCUCAGGAAUUGUCCUCAAGUAGGGAAAAUGCAGAUUGUAGUGUUUUUAGCCACUGAGGACAAUCUAAAAGGGAUCCUCAACAUCAAUUGCCAAACGUCGCACUUGGUGAUGACAUUAGCUGCUUGUUUUAAAUGAGUUGUUAAUUUUGUUAAUCACAGUUUAUCACUUUGAAAUUCCUCCUUAACUUUCCUUUUCAAGAGUCUUUAAAACAUACAGUGCAUCCGGAAAGUAUUCACAGCGCUUUACUUUUUCCAUAUUUUUGUUACAUUGUAGCCUCAUUCCAAAAUGAAAUACAUUCAUUGUUGUCUACACACAAUACCCAAUAUUGACAAUAUGAAAAUUAUUUUUUGUUUAAAUUUU
Entelurus aequoreus (snake pipefish) is the source of this 1797-nucleotide messenger RNA. It is a transcript of the gene gpr137, whose product is annotated as G protein-coupled receptor 137. The record is from RefSeq and is a predicted model, not a curated record. Bases 200 to 1369 code for a protein of 389 amino acids. The transcript is spliced from 8 exons. Gene Ontology annotation, cellular component: lysosomal membrane. NCBI's taxonomy places the organism in Eukaryota, Metazoa, Chordata, Actinopteri, Syngnathiformes, Syngnathidae. Gene Ontology annotation, biological process: positive regulation of TORC1 signaling.